GACAGUGCAAGGCCCACUCCUGUGGCCAUGCAAUCCAGGGAUGCUGCAGCUCUGUUGUGUUCAGAGAUAUGUGCCCUGGGGCCUGGGCCUCCCCCAGGGUCACUGGGACACUUGCUGGCCAAAGGGUGGCUGAGUGGAGAGUGCUUCCCACCCCGACCCCCCCGGGAGCAUUCCUGGCUUCCUCCAUGCCGUCCCCCUCCCCUUGCUGCUCGCCUGCUGAGCAUGGCCAGUCUGCUGCCAGGCACUAUGGGCGCUGGAGAAUAGGUGGACGUGAGCCUGUGCAUCUCUGAGUUCUGGGCCGAGCGUCCCUGGAAAGUCCGAGGAGCCUGUGGAGUGGGCUCCCAGGGUGGGGUGGGGGGCAGGACAGCUUCAGAUUCCAGCCCAGUCCCGGCAAGUCCUGAUGACUCAGGCGGAGGGCACUGUGACAAGUUCAUGGUGGCCACCAGGGGUGUCCACGCACCGACCAGGGGUGCAGUCCAGCCUAAGCCCCUGGAGACCGGGACCCCAGCCUCAGCCCCUCCACGCCCCUCGCGCAAUCUCUGCGCAGGACCGCAGGGCUGGUCGCGAGCGGAGGGACAGGAGGCGGAGCAGCGACCUUGCAGCGACCCCGCACUCCGCCGCAGGGGAAAUCCCGGAGGCCCCCGGGAGGGGGCGGCGGGGCGGGGCGGCCCGGGCCGCAGUGACCUUCACGCGUCCCCGGCCGCGCGGGUCGCCGGCCGCCCUCAGUCCCGGGCCCAGCCCCCUCGCCGCAGCCGCGCCCACUGUCCUGGGGUGGGGGUGGGGGGUCUCUCGACCACUGUCCCACGAGAAUGACCGGCGUGGCUCUUUCUGCGACUCUCUUACGCUGAAAAAUAGUCGCCGCCGCAGUUCCCCGGGCGCCACAUGGACCCUGCCGGCCGCCCCGCGCGCCGCCGCUGACAGCCCGCCAGUCCGCGCACCGGCAGGGAAGGCUGGCUUCUCUGAGCUGGGCCCCCUGAGCGGUGAGGACCCUCUCAUCUCUGCAGUAGCAGCUGAAAGCUGGCUUCAGAAAACCCCGGGGUCGGGCAGAGGACUCCUGGCCACACGUGCAUGUAAGAUCUGACCCCACAACCCCUGGAGGAGCUGCUAAGGAAUCAAAGCCAUCGUCAUGGAG
Manis pentadactyla (Chinese pangolin) is the source of this 1132-nucleotide messenger RNA. It is a transcript of the gene CPLX1, whose product is annotated as complexin 1. The coding region runs from base 401 to 1081 and encodes 226 amino acids. Lineage: Eukaryota; Metazoa; Chordata; Mammalia; Pholidota; Manidae. Gene Ontology annotation, molecular function: syntaxin binding. The record is from RefSeq and is a predicted model, not a curated record. Gene Ontology annotation, biological process: synaptic vesicle exocytosis; neurotransmitter transport; regulation of neurotransmitter secretion. Gene Ontology annotation, cellular component: terminal bouton; SNARE complex. The transcript is spliced from 4 exons.